Dicentrarchus labrax (European seabass) is the source of this 5394-nucleotide messenger RNA. Its product is annotated as antigen WC1.1. Bases 50 to 3895 code for a protein of 1281 amino acids. Gene Ontology annotation, cellular component: membrane. Lineage: Eukaryota; Metazoa; Chordata; Actinopteri; Moronidae. The record is from RefSeq and is a predicted model, not a curated record. The transcript has 19 exons.
GAGCGGCUCAUUCAUCUGCCUCACUCUCUAGUCAUGAGCUGUGGUGAAGAUGUGGUUCCUCCUUCUCCUCCUCUACAUAGCUCACAUUGAGCUGGUGUACCUACAAGGUGAUGUGAACAGGCUGAUUCUGAGAAAUAAGAAUGGAAGGAACCCGUGUGAAGGCCACAUUGAAAUCUACCAUAAUGGUGUCCAAGGCUACGUUGGGGAUAAAUAUUGGAGCAAUAAAACUGAAGAAGUGGUGUGCAGGAGCACUCACUGUGGGUCACCAGAGUCACGAGAUCAUAGUACGGACGUACUAAAACCUAAGGGGAGCAAAGUGUGGCUCAAUGAAUUGAAAUGCGAGGGAAACGAGAGUCAACUGUGGAACUGUAAAAAUCCUGGUUGGGGCGUCAGCAAGUGCUACCGAGAUACAAUUAAAUGGAUUAAAUGUUCAAAUGAAAUCAAUAUAAUGCUGGAGGGAUAUGAAUGUGCUGGAAUGGUCAAGUACUCCAGCGUCAAUGAGAGGGGUUACUUCUGUUCUAAUAACUGGGGAAACGAUCAAGCAAAUCGUUUAUGUAAAAACCUUGGGUGUGGUGAAUCCAAGGAGAUUCCUAAGAAGGAAUGGAUGGAUUUUAGCCAAAUAAAAACCUCAAAGAUGAUGAUGAUCGACUGUUCAGGCCUUAAUGAAACUAAUCUGUGGCAGUGUGCAGCUCAAAAGGAAAAACAGAAAUGUGAAACCCCUGCUACUGUCAUCUGCACAGGUUUUAUGAGACUGCAACUCAAAGGAGAUGAAGCAAGUGUCUGUUCUGGAAUGCUUGAAAAGGAGGAGGAUGGUGGCUGGAAACCCGUUGACAGCAGCAGCAAAAGCACUCCUGAUGUGUGGUGCAAACAAAUGGACUGUGGUACCAAUGUCAGUAACAGUUUUAAGGGUAGGACACAUCAUCUGGAAUGCUCAGACAAGGUUCAAGUAGUUCUGAAGGACAGUCGUAAAAUCAGCAAGUGCUAUGGUGAAGUUCAUAUUCAAGUGAACGGUUCAGAUUAUCCUGUGUGCGGCUCCUCUUGGGACCUUAAGACUGCUGGAGUGGUUUGCAAGGAGCUAAAGUGUGGGGCAGUGGUUGAUCAAUAUACACGUUCAGGAACACAAAGUGGCAUCAUGGACAAUGUGGAGUGCACAGGCAAUGAGUCGUCACUGUGGCACUGUAGGGGAAAGCAUAACAAAAACGCUUUCCAGUGUCCGAAAAAAGCCUUCGUAGUCUGUGCAGAGAGUGUGAAGGUGAGAUUGGCGGAUGGUCCUGGACGGUGCGCUGGGAGAGUGGAGAUAGAGCAUGAGGGCAAAUGGAAAAGGGUUUCUUCAGAAAAAUGGGAAGCCGUCAAUUCAAAUAUUAUCUGCAAUGAACUGGACUGUGGGGGAGCAAGAUCUGGCAACUCUGAAACAUUCAGCGAGGGUUCAGCUGAGUUCUUGACUAAAAGUGUAUCCUGCAGCAGUGGAGCCUCUCGUAUACAUGAGUGUAUUAAAGCGUCCACAAGCUCUUCACGCCCUGAGAAUUCAAUGAUGAUAACCUGUGAAGGUCACAAGGUGGUAUUUCUGAACAAUACCUGCUCUGGCAUGGUGGGGAUACAGCACGGCAGCAAAACCUACUGGCUCUCCGGGUCUAACAACACAUGGAACCAAGAGUCUGCACACACUGUGUGCAAGCAGAUGCAGUGCGGGGAUGCCUACCCCUAUGAAUACAUCCCUAGUGCUGAUAUGAAGAGAAAUGUUUGGCAAGAAUCUUAUAACUGCUAUCCCAACAACACGUCUCUGUUUGACUGUAAAAAAAAUAAGACACUGCCAUCUGACCACAAUGACAGUAUUGCUGUUGUGAAAUGCUCAGGAGCUAUCAGUGUGAACCUGACCAAUGGGUGUUGGGGGACUGUCAACGUUUGUGUGGGAGGGAAGUGUGGAGGUGUUUGCAAAGACUCCUGGACAAAAGAAAAGUCUGUGAUGUUGUGUAAAGACAUCGGCUGUGGGAAUAAAAUCCUAAGUUCCAGUCAAAAAAAUGAAGCUGUCCCAAUCGUUCGGAGUCUGCACACCACGACGCACACUACCAAUCUGAGCCAGUGCAACUUCAUCAAAAAUGAUGAAUAUGGUCCAAACGUUAAUUUCAGAUGUGAACUAGCCAGUGUCAUUUGCUCAGACAGUGUCAAGGCCCGAAUUUCUGCUUCCAGGCACAAAUGUUCUGGAAAUGUGGAAGUGCACUAUGAAGGCACGUGGCUCCCAGUGUGCAGUGAUGCUCUUAAAGACCAAAAAACACAAAAUGCCAUCUGUGAGGAAGUGAACUGUGGCCAUGCGGUCAAACAGCUUAACUACUUCGGACCUACAUCAAAAAUAAAAAAUGACAUUACACAAAUACAGUGUUCCAAUAGUGACAUCAAGUCAUUAACAGAAUGUGACAUUGUUUCUGAGAAGCACGGCGACUGCCCUCUUGCUGGACUCCAGUGCUCCAACUGGAGUAAGAUGGAGCUGAAAUUUGACGGGGCCUGUAGUGGAGCUGUGUUUGCUCACUCGGAGACAGGCAGAAACGCCGUCUCCAUUGAAGGCUGGACAAAAACUGAGAUGGACAAGCUUUGCAACAAUCUGGAAUGUGGCAACUUAAAGUCAAACAGGACAUAUGUAUCAGAUCAAGAACAAAGUCAAACGUUGCCCUCGCAGAAACAGCAGAAAGAGCAGCUGUGGAUUGAAUGUCAAGAUGAGCCCAAGGUCACACUUUCAAAGAAAUGUGGUGGUGAAGUGAGGAUGAAUAACAUUAGAGUGUGCUCCAGUAACUGGAACCUGGACUAUUCACACAUGGUUUGUCAACAACAGGACUGCAGCAAUGCUAUUAACUUUACUAUUAAAACAACAACAAUAACGCAAGAUAAAUCCCACCAUGUCAGCUGUGAGGGCUACCACCACAGACUUGGCCAAUGCAGCAGAUACGAGGACAAUUGUGAUGGUGGACUGGUGUCUGUUUUCUGUGUUGGCAGUGUCAAGGUCAAUACCACAGAAAAAUGUGGAGGUGUAAUUCAAGUCAAUUAUAUCAAUGACAAGUGGGAAGAAGUGUGUCACCAAACAUCUAACGAUCAUCUUAACAAAUUGCUGUGUAAAGAGCUCGGUUGUGGUGAUCCCAGAGACAAAAAACCCCAGAAAAAACAGAAAAGUAACCGAAAGAAAUCAAAGGUUACACUAGAAACAGCACUGAAUUGUACGAAGGAUCAUAAGGACAUUAAGUACUGUGUCAAUCGAUUGCGGUGUGAUACAGAAAAACCAGCUGAGAUCUACUGUGAAGGGUAUGUUGACAUAAUAGAUAAAGAUAAACCCCAAUCAACCCCCGUAGUGCCUAUUAUCCUGGGAGUAGGAUUUCUUCUGUUUCUGGUGAUACUGAUUGUUGUAUUUGUACGAGUCUACAUUGCCAAGAAAGGAAAGAAGUCCAUGAAUGUCCCGUCGAGAAUGUUCUCAAGACAAGAACCAGACCUAGAGUUUGAUAGCGGCGACUAUGAGGAUGUCACAAACAAAGCAAAUGAAAUGGAAGACUUCAGUCGUGGCAGGUUUAGAUCAGAGGCUGAAGUCAUCAUGGAGAGCGACGCGCGGAGCACUUCCUCUUUGCCUUACGAUGAUAUUGAUGAAGUGGUUGAGACUCUGCCGUUGACCUCUCAGGCCUCAGGAGGCCGCUACAUCCAUGAUGGCGCCCUAGAUCAGAGCUCAGACGGGGUGACCUACGAGGUGGAUGAUCCACAGGAGAGUUACGAUGACAUUGAAGCCGGCCCUGAAAUCACUCAGACUGAAGCUGAAGUCCACGACAGCCACCAAACCACACCUGAAAGUGUCACAGCCACACCUCCGGGGUUGAUGCAGAAGGGGGACGAGGACUACCUGGUGCCAGGCCAAGAUGGGUGAGGAAAAAACAGGUCUAAUCUGGAAAAGUGGAUCACCCCAAAACCCACCUCUUUUUUUUUUCUUUAAUGGCAAAACUAUAUAAUUGCAUCCCUAGAAAUUGAAUCAACCAUAAUCUGAAAUACUGACAAUGUCAAGUCAGACAAGAUUGUACCGUUUAUGAAAAGGCAAACAGACAUGUUUUACAGUCUUACAUGUUCCCUGUAUACACAGAAAAUGUAAUCUAAUGUGUACUGCUGAUGUGCGUACACUCCAGUGAGACUAAGUUUGCUCUAUCUGUGUAUUGUUAAAUGUACAAAUUGUUGGCCUGCCAUCAAAUCACAGGUAAGAAACAUUUAUUUCUCGUUAAAUGUACAGUAGAGUGAUAAGAACAUUUCUUUUUUUUCCUGUCUAAAGUUACUGACUGCUUUCUGCUUGUAUGCAACAUACCCAGAAUGUUUUACAAUCAUAUAUAUUGUUUUUUUGAUUCAGCAAAAAUGUAAGAAAAAUCUUAUCUUAUCGCAUAUUUAGUAGUAAAGCUUCUAUCAUUUCCGCAAUAUUUUAUGAGAGAUUACUUUUGCAGUAGUGUGUCAGUGUACCUGUCCAUUGCAAUCAAUCCAAACAACUAUAUAAGCAAGGCUUCUAGUAGUCAUAAAAUUAGCUCCAUAAGAAAAAAUGAAAUAAAUGUUUUAUGAAUCAAACUCCUCUUAUAACAUGGCUGACACAGCAAACUCAGGUUAUAUUAGCACAUGGUUACAUUGUAUAUUUUUCAAUUUAUAGGCUUUGUAAGAAUGUAUAACAUGAGAUUUCACUGUCACACAUGUUUUUGUACAGCAAUAGUUUAUUAUAUCAAGAGAUUGAUAUCACUCUCAUGUGUACGCUAAAUAUGAACCAUCUUAUGACUCCAGUUUUAUAUUUAGCUUACAGGUAUGACUUUUUAUCUAACUUUUGGCAAGACAUUUAAAAAUAUUGAUUAAAAAUGUUUAUAAUGUACUGUUAGCACUGGUUGUCAUAUUUUAUUAUUUGAGUGUCUUCAACAACAGUGUAGGUGUUGUCAAAUUAUACUUAAAGCUGCAGUAGGUACCUUGUACAAAAAUUACUUUUUGUCAUAUUUGCUGAGACUUUCACUAUAUCCUGACAGUAGAAAAUGAGACGGAUAAUUGUUAUUGCAAAUGCCAUCCUAGAAGCACUAGGAGGAGCCAGAGGAACCUGAUUUUUUCUGUCUCAUGUUGUACUGUCAGGAUAUAGUGAUCAUCAACAAAAAACCUGUUAACUGUCACUUAUGAUGUCGUUCAUGGUGUGUUAUUUUUAAUUCUUGUAAAGUUGCUGUAUAUCUUGCUACUGCAAGUUACACUUCAAAAUUCAAUACAGUCAAUGCAUGUUAGCAUCAGCCGUGCAGCAAUUAUUUUAUCUUAUGGCACUGGAGCAAUGAUUAUUUGUAUGUCUGUAUGGAAUAUCUGUAGCAUGUGUGAGCCUUGUGAUAAUAGCAGUUUUUUGUAGAAACAUUAAAUUCUUUACAGAGA